Messenger RNA from Poeciliopsis prolifica (blackstripe livebearer), 1753 nucleotides. It is a transcript of the gene lactb, whose product is annotated as lactamase, beta. NCBI's taxonomy places the organism in Eukaryota, Metazoa, Chordata, Actinopteri, Cyprinodontiformes, Poeciliidae. The coding region runs from base 77 to 1690 and encodes 537 amino acids. The record is from RefSeq and is a predicted model, not a curated record. The transcript is spliced from 7 exons.
UAAGGAUUACUCCCAGUAAGUUAACGACAAAAUGCGAGCGGUUGCAAACAUUUGAAGCGGAGCGUUUUUCUCCAUCAUGUUUCGAAUGUUUUUAUAUCGUCGUAUUUCUGCCAAGUGCUCCCCGCUCCCAGCACCGGAGUCUCUCUUCCUAACACCGCGGGCGAAAGGUGUUUUUAUUCGGACGCAGACGCGUUUCGUCGGUGGCAAAAUCAAUUUUAUACACCGAUUAAAGUCCAGAACGUGGCUGUAUGGCGCUGGUGUGGGCAUUGUUUUAGCAGUGGGUGUGAAAUACGGGUCUGACUCUGCAAACAGCUCAUGUGAUGAUAAAGUUGAAACAGCACAAAAGACUCAUCCGUACGCAAAUGCCAUAGAAGUGAGCAGAGACCUGCUAGAGCGGAUAAAGGUAGGCAAAGAGGCUGAGGUCGGAGCUCCUGGACUGAUAGUUGGGGUCGCAGUGGAUGGUGUUCAAGUGUGGUCUGAAGGCAUUGGCUAUGCUGAUUUGGAGAAUCGUGUCCCAUGCACUCCUGAUACGGUGAUGCGGAUCGCCAGCAUCAGUAAGUCCCUCACAACUGCAGCUGCCGCACGACUAUGUGAAGAAGGGAAACUUGAUCUUGAUGCUCCCGUCCAAAAAUACGUGCCCGAGUUUCCUCAGAAACAGUUUGAUGGGAAAGAUGUUACAAUAACUUCUCGUAUGAUACUGUCACACCUAAGUGGCAUAAGGCACUACGAGAAGGAUGCAAAUAAAGUUAAGGAGGACAAAGAGAAAGCCAAGCGACUUCUUAAGCAUCCAGGCACAAGUAAACAGAGAGACGAGGAGAAGAGCUUACCUGAAAACAGAGACAAACCCGGAGGAAAUCAACCAUCUAAAGGUAAAGAAUCCGCUCCGGGUCAACGGAAAAAGGAGUUUGAGCACGAAGAAUACUACAUAAAAGACAAUUAUGAAAGCGUUAUUAAGUCCCUGGACCUUUUUAAGGACGACCCACUCAUUUUCAAACCUGGAACCACUUUCCUCUACUCCACUCACGCUUUCACACUGCUGAGUGCUGUUUUGGAGAGGGCUGCGAACCAGCGCUUCCUGGAUAUCAUGAAGAACAUGUUUUGGGAGCUGGGAAUGCACAAUACGGUUCCAGAUGAGAAUGACCCAAUUAUAUAUCAUCGCUCCAGAUUUUAUCACCUCAACAAGCGAGGGCGAGUUGUAAACUGCCCAUACGUAGACAUCUCCUACAAAUGGGCCGGAGGCGGCUUCCUCUCCACUGUGGGAGACCUGCUGUUGUUCGGCAAUGCUCUGCUCUAUAGCUACCAGGUGGCCCACCUGAAGGACACGGAGGGGUUGCUCCCUGGCUUUUUGAAACCCAAAUCAGCCAUAGAGCUGUGGACACCAGUUGACAAGACAGAAGCCUCCUGGGAUAACGAUGGACUGUACGGCCAAGGCUGGCUGGUGGUGGAGAAGCUGCAGAAGUAUGGUCAGUGCAGGAAACGCAGGCAUUACGUGUCCCACACAGGAGGAGCUGUGGGGGCCAGCAGCGUUCUUCUGGUGUUACCCAGUGAUGAGAUGGACCAACGCCAGGGACGGACUCUCUACCUCCCUCAAGGGGUGGUGGUCACCAUUAUCACGAACAUGCAGUCUGUGGGACUGAAUAGCACUGCACUAAAAAUUGCUCAUCGGUUUGACAAAGCUAGAAAUGUGUGAGAGCAUGUCAAUAAAAAUUCACUGAAAACUGUGCAGCCACAGUUUUCAGUGUUUUCAGCUCCU